Leptinotarsa decemlineata (Colorado potato beetle) is the source of this 3283-nucleotide messenger RNA. It is a transcript of the gene mtm, whose product is annotated as phosphatidylinositol-3-phosphate phosphatase. Gene Ontology annotation, cellular component: cytoplasm; membrane. Gene Ontology annotation, biological process: phosphatidylinositol dephosphorylation. Gene Ontology annotation, molecular function: phosphatidylinositol-3-phosphate phosphatase activity; phosphatidylinositol-3,5-bisphosphate 3-phosphatase activity. The record is from RefSeq and is a predicted model, not a curated record. Lineage: Eukaryota; Metazoa; Arthropoda; Insecta; Coleoptera; Chrysomelidae.
GUUAUAACAUAUUAUCGAUAAACACUUUUUUCUACAACAGUACUAUAUUUUGUAAUGCAAACAUUUUUUAUAACUAUUUGAAAAUUACUAGUGUCAUUGUGUCAAUGAGAAUAUGUCAUGAACUCUUUUCUGAAGUUAGAGUAAAACAUUUCACCGAAAGUCGAUUUCCCAAAAAAUAUCCUAAACUCCACCAAUUUUUUAAAAUAUGACAAAUUACAACUAAGAAAUUUGUCUCAUCAUAUGAGCUGAAUGAUCACAUUUUUUCAUGGCUACUGAUACUCAGAGAUGGUUCUCCUUACCUCUAACCUCUAUAACUAAGAGUGUGGUCAGAGGUCAACGAAAAAAAAUCUGAUUGUCAGUGUCAAUUGUCAGAAUGUUAUAAAUUACAACAAUUAAAAUAGGUUUGGUCUACAUUCGAAAUAUUAGCGGUUUGCAUUGCUUCUUUCUUAGAUUAUCUGCAUACUUUCAGAAAUAAGAAAUGAUGAAUAGGAAAACUAGCAGCAUAGAACUUCUGGAGAUGGAUAAUAACACAUUUAACAAAAAUUUAACUUUAGAUGGGUUCAGAACUGAUUCCAAGUCCAAUUUGUUGAAUAAACAAGAAACGACCAGUUGGGGUAAAACCUCUCCAAGUAAAAGCUAUUGUUCUUCAAGUUCUACUUCUACAGAAAAUGUAGUAUCCACCCUGGAACGUAAAAAAGUACCCAAUGAGUCAGGAGUUUCCAGUCGUCCAGAUGACCCGCCUGUACUACCUGGUGAAAAAGUUACAGGUCAAGCAAGAGAUGUAACUUAUUUAUGUCCUUAUCAUGGUCCAGCUAGAGGAGUUUUAACAGUCACUAAUUACAAGUUAUAUUUCAGAUCAGGAGAUAAAGAUACGCCUAAUGUUGUUGAAGUUCCUUUGGGAGUGGUUUCCAGAAUUGAAAAAGUUGGUGGAGCCUCAUCAAGGGGAGAAAAUGCAUAUGGUAUUGAGGUAUUUUGUAAAGAUAUGAGAAAUUUAAGAUUUGCCCAUAAACAGGAAAACCAUUCGAGGAGAAAUGUGUUUGAGAAACUGCAAAUGUAUGCUUUUCCAUUAUCACACAAAAUGAAUUUAUUUGCAUUUGAAUAUUCAGAAGCAUUUCCAGAAAAUGGAUGGGCUGUCUAUGAACCAAUUGCUGAAUUGAAGAGAAUGGGUGUAAACAAUGACAUGUGGAAAAUUUCAAAAAUUAAUGAACUUUAUGAAAUAUGUGAUAGUUAUCCUGCUGUUUGGGCAGUACCUGCACAAGUGACAGAUGAUGACAUCAAAUCGGUAGCUAAUUUUCGGAGUAGAGGAAGAAUACCUGUUCUGAGUUGGAUCCAUCCAGAAUCUCAAGGAACAAUCACAAGAUGUUCACAACCACUUGUUGGGGUAGGUGGAAAAAGAAGCAAAGAAGAUGAAAGAUAUAUUCAGUUGAUAAUGGAUGCCAAUGCUCAAUCACAUAAGUUAUUUAUAAUGGAUGCCAGACCGAGUGCAAAUGCGAUAGCAAACAAAGCUAAAGGAGGAGGGUACGAGUCUGAAGAUGCUUACCAAAAUGCAGAGUUGGUUUUCUUAGAUAUCCACAACAUACACGUAAUGAGGGAAUCUCUAAGAAAGCUGAAGGAACUCUGCUACCCAAAUAUAGACGAGAUAAAAUGGCUUUCUGGUGUGGAGUCUACUUAUUGGUUGAAACAUAUUAAAUGCAUUUUAGCUGGAGCUGUUCGAAUAGUUGACAAAGUGGAGAGUCAUAAAACUUCAGUUUUAGUUCACUGUUCGGAUGGUUGGGACCGAACAGCUCAAUUGACAGCCCUCUCAAUGUUGAUGCUCGAUCCUUACUACCGGACUAUCAAAGGAUUUGAGGUACUCAUUGAGAAAGAAUGGAUAUCAUUUGGACAUAAAUUUCAACAGAGAAUUGGUCACGGAGAUGAUCACCAUUCAGAUGCAGACAGAUCUCCUAUUUUCUUGCAAUUUAUCGAUUGUGUGUGGCAGAUAACGCAACAGUUCCCCAAUGCUUUCGAAUUCAAUGACUAUUUCCUAAUAACAAUAUUAGAUCAUCUGUAUUCUUGCCGAUUUGGAACAUUUUUAUGUAACAGUGAGAGGGAGCGUGUUCAAGAAAAGCUGAAGGAUCAAACAGUAUCUCUAUGGUCAUAUACCAACAGUAAUUUGGAUCUUUACAGGAAUCCCUUAUAUUGGGCUAAUACCUUGCAGCAGAGAGUUUUAGUACCUAUUGCCAGCAUCCGCCAUAUAAAGUUAUGGAAAGCCUAUUAUUGUAGGUGGAACCCAAGCAUGAGAACACAGGAUCCUGUAUACCAACGGAUUAGAGAGCUGUUGAAGCUGAAAGAACAGUUGCAACAUACUGCAGAAGAAUGCAGAAAGGAGCAGCAACAAAGGAUGCAGAGGAGUAAUGUGUCACCAACAUGAUCAGUAGUUGUUGAAACUUAUGUAUAAUAUUCCCCUUUGUUAAAAGAAUUGUAUAGCUUUAUUUUACAGUGAGAAGACACCCUUAUAUAUAUAUAUUUUUUAAUUCGUAAGGACAUUGAAACAGAAGUUUGCUGGAUUGAAUCCAUUAAUUUUAGAUCAUUGGAGGACUGUAACAAUAGCUUCAGUUCUGGAAGUAACAUAGGCCAAAUAUAUUUUUUAAAUUAUGAGACCAAUAGAAUAUUUAAUCAAUAUGCAUUGUACUGACUGUAUGUCAGAGACCAAAUUUCAUUUUUCAAGGGUAAUGAAGAGCCUCAACACAUGGAAUCAAAUAAUGCUUCAGUCUCUUUCUAUGCUCACUUGAAGAUUCAUCCAUACCUGAAAAUAUGAACAAAGUGUACAAAAUUAUUUCCUCCUAAAUCAGUUUCACCAGAUCUGAAUUUAAUGCUUCAUAAAUGUAAGAUGACAACUUGUUUUUUUUUUCAAAUAAAAGUGUAUUGUAGUGCUAGGUUAAUUUUUUUACAAGUUUCAAUUCCUGAAACGUUUACGUUAACCCAAUCUUGUGGAAAUAUGAAUAAAUUAUUUACCACAAUUCCUUUAAUAUUUUAUAUUGUCAUUGUGGAAGAAAUAGGAUUUAUUUUGACAUGGUCAGUUAAUUUGUGAGAAAAAAAAAGGAAACUUUGAAACUUGAAGUUAACAAAAAGGGCGAAAUGAAUAGAACAUAGGAUAAUGAGAAUCAUAAUUUCAGAUAUGUUACCUUAGGAGUUGGUAACUAAGACACAGUUGUUCUCCAUUGAAUGAUGAACCUUGCACAACACAAAAAUUCAGGUUCUAAUUUGUUAGUUCCCUGUCUGAUACAUAUAAAUGUUAAUACCG